This is a messenger RNA of Nylanderia fulva, 5197 nucleotides long. RefSeq lists its product as uncharacterized. The record is from RefSeq and is a predicted model, not a curated record. NCBI's taxonomy places the organism in Eukaryota, Metazoa, Arthropoda, Insecta, Hymenoptera, Formicidae.
GGCAUGCAAAGAGAGAGAGGCUUUAUAAAUCGCGAGGAUGCACGUCGAAGCAGUGACACCUCGGCCGACGACGGUGAAAAACGCGAACGCGACGACGGUACGUCUCCCUUAAAAACCUUGCUUAACAGCAAGUAAGUGUCGUAUAUCCGCGGAACGCGAUUAAAACUUCUCCUACGGUACGAUUAAAACUUUCCUUCCUCGCGAGCAUCGAAAAGUUUCCCGCCGAUGAUCGACGCGACCUGAUCGCGCGAAAAAACUUGCUCUCUUCUUCUUCUCGAAGGCUACACUUUAAAGGAGGCUAUACACGAUUCGAGGGAUAUUGUUCGAUUAAUUUCCACGACUUUUCCGCCUUAUAUAUAUAUAUAUAUCAAUCUCGAUCCGGCUGAUAUUUUCGACGAGGCCUCUCGAAGUGGCCGAAAUAACGAAUUUCUCCUCGAGUGAGAACGAUAUCGAUACGACUUGGCGAAUCAAUAUUCCGCCUGCCAUAUUGCCGCACCUUUAACACCGGGUUCCCUCACGUCGGGUCCGUUCAAUCGGUUAACUGCCCCGGAAACAGAUCGACCGGAAUCUCGCCACCCCGAAGGAAGAUUACGAGAUUCUUCGACGAGCACCCGGGCUGCAAUCGCAUCGAUCGUCGCAAAUUGGAUUGCCGCUAAAACCUGGCUAAGGGGACAGCCUUGGAGCAGCGUUCAGUGCCGCCGGGGCACACCGACGCAACCAGAGAAAGAGAUAGAGUGAGUUUUAGAGUGCGUCGCGAUUAAUUCGAGACGCCGGUUUUGCACCUGGGGUUUUGCGCCGUAAAUGAGCGCGAUCAGAGAAACGUGACUGACAAGCGAAGACAAGCUACAAAUCCAUCGUCCGCGCAUGCACGAAUGAGACUUGUUAGCAGCGGCUUGCUAGCGAGAAUUCAUUAACGGCGACUUUAACAAGCAGGAGGAUGCAGCCACGGGUGACAGUGGCUCUGGCCACGGUUUGGUUCACGGUGGCGGGUCUGCUAGGAGAAACAGUCACCCUCCACCUGUUCGACGAUCAAUACUCCCCCACGACCCCGCAUCGCUACCCUGAGCUUCAACGAGACCAGACCAGAGACUGGAGAGCUCGCAAACUAGCCGAGGAUCAACCGCUCGACCUUUGGAUCGGCUCGCGAAGGUCGAUUUCCGCGGAGGAGUUAAAAGCUCUACGUCACAAUGCCAAGUUUGGCGAGCAAGAUUUUUCGCUCGAGAAACCUCUGAAGGACAUUGUCUCGUCAAAGCGCUACUCCCUCUCGAGCUGGCAGAAGCGGUUGCCAAAUAUCACCACCACGAAAUUCGCGGCCGACAAAGUCGAUUACGGUUACGAGAUGCCGGGGACGCUUUCGCGCGAGGCGAUGGUGCCUCGUUCGGAUCUCUUGGACGACCGCUUUGUGGCCGACGACACGUUCCAGGAUCAAGGUCCGGGAUCGAUGGAAAUUUACAAGCUGGACCUGUCCAAGGAGAAGGCUCUGCUUCCGACCGCGACCACGCCCUCCGCGGAUUUACCGUCUAGAAACAAGAGUAAAGCGCCGAAGAAGACGAGUCAGCUGAAUCCAAAAACGAAAACAACGGAGAUCAAGUCUACGACGGUAGACCCGAAGAUUCAUCACAGGCAAUCGAACUUCUUCGAGGAGCAACGAACCGAGGCACCCUCCGUCAACAGAUACGCCUUCGACGUCGGCGGCGUGCCGGAGCUACAGGUUGGAUGCGAGGGCCUGGAAGCGUCGCCAUCGUCCCACAAGACGAAAAGAUCGAUAGAUGCGCCCGACAACAAGGAGGAAGGGAUUGUACCGGCGUCCGCGCUGCUGGACUUGAUGCCAAUAUCCCUCGAUCUCGACUACGAUCCGUCGUACGACGAGGAGGACGACGAGGAGAUGGACGAGUUGUUCAAGUUGAGGAAAUUCGAGUCCAGUACGCAGAAGGUUAGGCCGAACCGGGGCGACAUGGACGCGAGGCAUCUCUAUUCCGAUCGUCCGGACGGGUCUAAGCUGGAAAAGUUGCCGAGCCGGGGCGACUUGGGUCAAUCGAUUCCGCAGCAUUACCGCGGACACGAGACGGAUCGAGAAAAGUCGCGAAAACCCAUAGACGUUGAAUCCAAAAAGAGCGCUAAAGGAAAGCUCGUUUCCGACGACGGCGGCGUUAUCGGGGAUCGUGGGUUGGCGCGGCUCACCGAGGCAAAUAUCGAGGGAUUUUCGGAGCAAAUCGGAAUGGGCGGGCGAAAACGCGCGAAGCGGUCGGCCAAUUGGGGCUUUGGCGAGGACGAAGGUGUCGUAUCCAGCGACGAAUUACAGACCGUGAAUGAGCGUCGCAGGCAGCACGAUAUGCGAUACCAUCAGGAUGUAUCCGGACGACGUGACCAGCAUCGUGGAAUAAAUCCCGACGUCGAUAGCAUCAGACGGGAAUACGAGAACCUACUCGAGCAGAGGCGAAAAGAGGAGGAGGAGGAGCGACUUCGGCGAGUGCAACAGGGUGGUGGCCAAAAGACACCUAAUAGAUGGGAGGAGGAAGCGAGAAGGAGGGAUGAGAUGCGAAAGACGCAGUACAAUAGAAAUCGUAGCAGGAUGUAUUAUACGUCGACACCUCGGACCGACGACGAGGAAACCCAGAGACGACAGAUGGAGGAGAGACAGAAGCAGGAAGAGGAACGAAGACGACAGAUGCAAGAGGAAGAAGCUAGGAGACGAUACAAUAAUAAAGGAAAAGAAGAAACCGCGAGAAAAUGGGACUCCAAAAUCCCUAUGAGCAAUGAAGAAAGAAGGCAAAGGCUUCACGAUGAAGAGACAAGAAGGAGGGAGGAAGAGGAACAAAGACGACGAGUGCAAGAAGAGGAAGAAGCUAGGAGGCGAUACAAUAAUAAAGGAAAGGAAGAAAACGCGAGAAAAUGGGACUCCAAAACCCCUAUGAGCAACGAAGAAAGAAGGCAAAGGCUUCACGAUGAAGAGACAAGAAGGAAAGAAGAAGAGGAACAAAGACGACGAGUGCAAGAAGAGGAAGAAGCUAGGAGGCGAUACAAUAAUAAAGGAAAGGAAGAAAACGCGAGAAAAUGGGACUCCAAAACCUCUAUGAGCAACCAAGAAAGAAAGCAAAAGCUUCCCGAUGAAGAGACAAGAAGGAGAGAGGAAGAGCGACAAAGACAGUUGAAGAAAGAAGAAGACAAGAAACGGGAGGAACAAUAUAGGUGGCAACAAGAAGCGGAAAGAAGGAAGAAAGAAGAGGAGAGAAGGAAGAAAGAGGAGCGCGGAAGGGAUCUUUCGGAGGGUGAUAGAAGACGGCUGGAGGAUCGUCGCCGGGAAUGGUCGGAGAAGAGGAGGCAGCAGGAAGAGGACGAGACAAGGCGACAGCAGCCACCGUCGAACUUGAUGCACACGGGACACCGAAUCAAUCACCCGAACGAUAUCAGACAGCGUGAUCGAGAUGAGGAAAGACGCGCGCAAGAGGAAGAGAGAGUGCGGGACCAGAAGCUACGGGAAUAUAUCGCGCGAAAUCAACCCAUCAACGUCACUCACGCCGAUCGCAGGUCGGAGGAAGAUAGACGACGCUAUCGACCCGAGGAGGGCAGAGAUCCGCGGAGAAACACUAGCAGGAACGAGGAAGAGGAGCUACGUAGGAGACAGGAGGAGGAGCAAAAGCUGCGGGACUACAUCCGGAGGAACCAGCCGGUGAAUGUGCCUUCUAGGAGCGAUCAAUCGGGCAUAACGGAACGUAACCUGUUAGAGGAACGGAGGCUGAUCGAGGACGCUAGGCGUCGCGAUCCCGUUAGGUAUCCCGAUUCAGGAGCGAGAAGGCAUCACGGCCCGUCCGCACCUACGUACAAUAUCGAUCGGCGAGUUUCCUCGCCGGAGGAAGUCAGACAGUGGCAGCAGGAGCGAGAGAGACGGCUGCAGGAAGAGAGACGGCAGAGGUACGAGGCGGAGCAGCGACAGAAGGAACUCGCCAUGAGACAGCGUGAGGAAAGGGAGAGACGAUCGCGAGAGCAGGAGGCGGCUAGACGAGAGGAAGAGGCUAGGAAGGCGGAAUCCAGGAGAUACGAGGAGGAAAGGAAGCGGUUGGAGGCGACGAGGUUGGAGGCCGAGAGAAGGAGACAGGAGAGAGAACGAUCCUGGAGCAGACUGCCGGAAGCCACGAGGACGACCUACUACCAUCAAGAUCCUCGGCUUUUGGAAGAGCACAGAAGACGGCAGGAUAGUCAACCGAUUCCGAGCAAUUUGGUACGAGACGAAGAGGCCAGGAGGUUGGCGGCGGAACGCGAGAAGCAACGGCUGGAGGCCGAGAGACGGCGACUGGAUGAUAGCAGAAUAAAGGAGUACAGACCGAAGGAGACCGACCAGUGGAGACGUCAGGAACUAGUCAGACUCAACUCGCUGCCGGUGAGCGCAAGGAUAAUUGUAGUCCGUCCAGGACCUUCGUCGUCCGUCUCGCCGGCGGUGCUAUCGAGGGAUGGCUUCAAUAACGAGAUCGAUUUCACGGGGAUAAAUCCAAAUCGCGGAGGCAUACAAGCGCCAAGGUUUCCCGUUCCUCCGACUUCGCGGCCGCCCGCACGAAAUCCUGGACCAUGUGUCUGGGCAAUUGUUCAAUGUUGUUCGCCCAAUAACAAUCGUUUCGUAAAGUGUUUCGAAUCGAUGGGCUGCCCCGGGGUUAAUUGGGAUCCUAACCCAUGCAGAGGUCCUCUCGCGGAUGCCGCCAGGGCAGAAGUCAUGAAGUUCUAUGACAACGCGUCAAAUCAAUAACAUUCGCAAUAAGAUUCCACCCUUCGUCCUUCGAGCGAGAAAUGUCAAUUGGGCAGAGAAAAGGGAAGAGAGAAAGUCUCGUCGAAAUUAACAGAAGAUCGAAUAGAAAGUUUCGAGUUACUGCGAAUCAAUUUGUGUGUGUGUGUGUGUGUGUGGUGUGUGUGUGACUUCUAUCUGCUCUGUACAAAUAUUUGUGUUGCUGGAUGAAAGAGCUCAGUAAGUAGACUUAGAUGUUUGCGGAACGAAAAAUCUUGAUACUACUACUCGUCACGAUAUCGGCGAUAGUUUUAGUAAAGAUUAAGCAAGAUCGAGUCGGAUAAUUGCGAUAAAUUCCUAUGCAGUGAAUAAAUAUUUUGUAAACAAUUAUUGAGAGACAAAUAUACGACGUAGCACGAUAUUUUUGUGUCAUGAAUUUUAAUAAAAGUGGACAUGAAAUUGAGUUAAAUAAAAUGUUUAAAA